This is a messenger RNA of Acanthopagrus latus (yellowfin seabream), 954 nucleotides long. Its product is annotated as eotaxin-like. Lineage: Eukaryota; Metazoa; Chordata; Actinopteri; Spariformes; Sparidae. Bases 599 to 928 code for a protein of 109 amino acids. Gene Ontology annotation, cellular component: extracellular region. The transcript has 3 exons. Gene Ontology annotation, molecular function: CCR chemokine receptor binding; chemokine activity. Gene Ontology annotation, biological process: positive regulation of ERK1 and ERK2 cascade; cellular response to interleukin-1; inflammatory response. The record is from RefSeq and is a predicted model, not a curated record.
CUGUCUGCCUGCCCCACUGACCUCGUCCAGACUGUCAGCCAGAACCGCUGUUCUGUUCAGGUUCUGUUCAGGUUCCUCUGCUCCCUCUUGUGCAGCUGGUUGAGUGACCAUCAAAAGAAGUCAAAGAAAUAUAUUUAACAGGCAUUUUUGAUGUUUAAGUAUUUGAGAGUUGGCAGAUUAUUAAUAUUGAAGGUAGAAUCAGUAGGAUUUGUCCCAGCUGUUCCUGAACGCACCACAAAGACAGUAGAUUGUUGAGUCUCAGUCCCAGGAUGUUAAAUAGACACACGUUGGGUUGUUACAGUGUUGGCAUCGAAAUCCUGAGAAUGUAAUCAAGUACCACUGAAAGUACUUUAACUAGUUUCUCCGUAGAGCAGAAAAACCCUGAGUGAGCAGAAAAAAGAGAGAAGCAGGAAACAGAGAGGAAGCUGAGAUACUGAGAACAGAGCUGAUGUGAGUAUAAAAGCAGCUCAGAUCAGCUCUGGACUCAGAUCAGCUCUGGACUCAGAUCAGCUCUGGACUCAGAUCAGCUCUGACCUCAGAUCAGCUGCAGAUUAAAGUCCUUCCUUCAAACAGAAGCUGGUCUGUCUCUGUCAGAAACAUGAAGACUCUGCUGACCUUCGCUCUGCUCGCUCUGAUCGGCCUCCUGCAUCACAACUCUGCCGGUCCGGUUGGACCAGCGUCCAUAAAACGAUCCUGCUGUCCAAACGUGCGACAUGUUCCUGUUCCCAUACAAAUGAUCCGGGACGUAGAGAGGAGCCACAGCAAGUGUCUCCGCUCAUCAAUCAUACUCACAACUGUGUGUGGGAGGAAGUUUUGUCUGGAUGGAAACUCGGCCUGGGUGAAGAAACUCCUGGCAUACUUUGAAAAGUCGACGGCCAACAAGAAGUCGCCAUCUGCUCGUCUCAGCUCCUCACUGUGUAGAAACUAGAGCAGGAAACUGGACAAUGCUCCUUU